AUUAACUCUAAGAACAGAGACGUACAUCUUAUAAAUCAAAUACAUAUAUAAUUUAAAAAUAAAUACCAUAAUUGGUGUAAGGAUAAUAUACUUUUUUAAUAAUCAGUUUGUUUUGUUUGUUUGCGUAUUGCGUCGCGGGUUACAAUCAAGACCGUGUGUAAACCAAUCAAAUUAAAAUAAUUUUUGAAGCGUUUCCGGCGUUUGCAUUUUUAUCAGAAAUAAAUGGCAAGAAGCGAGAUUCAUUUAUAACUACAAUACUUAUCUAUAUUGUCCAAUUUCAAUAUGAUUGCUUGGUGUCAAUAUCAGCUCAAAGCCUAAUGUGUAGAACAGCUUAAUAAAAAAAUAUUGAUUUGUGCACAUAACAUGUAUUGAAUAUUACAAUAUCCCCACCAUCAACGUAUUUUGAGAAAUAAUAAGUAAAGUAGGCAAAGAUUUAAAAAAAGUGAUAUGUAAAUAAAUCGGGAUAAGCAGAAAACAAGAACCGAAUCGCUCUUAUCAAAUAUGUUGGAUAACUCGUACGCACGUUGGCCUCAACGCCCAUUGUUUCCAAUAGAUUUGCCAAAUGAAUCCCUAUCAAUAACGACUACGUUAAGGCAUGCAUUGUCCGGGAAAAGUGUUCUGCUCUGGGUUUCAAGGGCAUUGCGUAUUUUACAUUUAAAUUGGAAAGCCAUUUCAGCUACCUUGGCCGUGACUUUAUUCGCUACUCUUUGGUAUUAUCCUACAUUCUUUUUGUUUUUACUAUUUACGUUCUAUUCGCUUUCAUUAAUAACGGUUGCUGUUUUUUGCACCCUAUAUGUAAAUUAUUUACUCACUACUAAAGAACCGCCUCAACCAAAUCGCGAACCUAUGCUCGUAUUGCAACAAGCCACUCAAAACAGAUUAUUUGAUUAUCCCAAUCCUAUAAAGAAUCCUUCAAAUCUACCACUAAUCUUUUGUAAAACAGUUGAUCUGCAACUACAGCAAAUUAUUGAAUAUAUACUUAGAGACUUUAUGACACCAUGGCUGAGACAUGUAGUCCGUAAACCUAAGCUAAUUAAUAACAUUCUACGGGAAGAUUUGUGGAAUGCUUUGCAAAAAGUACAUGAAAGAGCUAAAAAAAUGGAUGCCUCCAAAAUAAUAGCUGUUGAUAUGGUAAACAGAGUAACAGUGCAUUUAGAAAAAAUACGUAUAGCUGAUUCAAGAGCAGCUGAGACCUCUAGUCCACCGGUAUUUUCUACAAAUUCUUAUUUGGUUAACGAUGAUAAAGAAAUAGAAUUUUUAUGUAAAUUAUGUGAAAUAAUUGUAAUUGUUUUACUGCCUCGCGGUUAUUCGUUACCGCCUUUAAAAGUACUGCUUUGUGAAAUCCUCUCCUACAAAAUUUUAUUUCCCUUAAUCAAAACUCUCACUUCACCAGAUUAUAUAAAUCAAAAAAUAGUGCAGAAUAUCGAAAGUCGUUUGGCAGCAGCUGCAAUCAGCAAACGUAGUUAUGAGUACGCAGCGAGUUUUGAAGAAUUUUUAAAAAUCAUUAACAAUUCAGGAAACCUCGAAGAAUUAUCUUUAAUACGUAAAACCAUUGUAAACGAUUUGCUUCAUGCUACGACGAUGCAAAAUUUGCAACGUUCCAAAGGUAUUGAUCCAGAUAAUGAUCGUGAUCAUAAUCUGUCGAAGUCGGAUAUUUCAGCGGCUAUCAGACUUAAACGUUAUGUUCAGCAAUUGUCUUAUGCUAAAGCUCAGUGCGAAAAAAAUCUGGAAAAAUUUGGAUGGAAUGGUAACUAUUCAAGUGAUGUGGACCUAAGUCUAAUAGAAAUUUUAAAUACUAGUUUGGGCAGGCGUUACUUAACACUGUUUUUAGAACCAUUGAAAGCCAGCGCUUUAGUAGGUUUUUAUAUGGCCGUCGAGGAAAUAAAACAAGCACCAAAAUCACUAGUUCAUCAAUUAGGAACAGAAAUCUUUUAUACUUACAUACGUGUGCCGAAACCUGAAAUUCAAAUUGACAAACAAGAGCGCAAACUAAUAGAAAAUUUCUUGCUGGGUGAUUCCGGGCCAGAUAUAUUCUUCGAGAUACAAAAACAUGUAAUAAAAACUCUCGAAGAUAAAUAUUAUCAGCCGUUUGUAUUAAGUGAACAAUAUCGUCUAUUAAAGGAUGCUUUAGACGGUGAAGAGUACAAAGAUCCCACCUUACUAUUUACAACAUUAAGUGAUAAUAAUUUAGUAGAUGUUGCACCAUCUGUUUUAGAGAACGUAGGAGCUGCACCAGCCGGAACAAUUGACGUAGUUGCUCAUACAACAUAUGCACGUAAAAAACUUGCUGAAAUACAGGAAAGAAUUGAUAAGAAAAAUCAAGCUUUAGAAGCUUUAAAAUACUCUGUUAAGCCAGAUUCAAAAGUUCUAAAAGUAUUGGAAAAAGAAAUGGAAUGGCUGAGAGGAGUAAAACGGCAAACGGAAGCUCAUUUAAGUCGUACUGAUGCUUGGACGGAGCAUUUGGGUAAAUGGAAAGCCACUAUACAAACAGCAGAAUUCCACAUGCAGGCAUCAGAUGAAAAAGAAUCUCUGCAAUUCAUGAUCUUAGUGCAUGUGGACGAAGAUAUUAAUUUUCCUACAGGCCACAGAACGAGUGCUGGUAAACCAGAAGCACGCCCUGGUAGCAUUUCUAGUGGUUGGGUAGUUAUGAGAACUUUAAAUCAUGUUCAUGAAUUGCAACGUAAACUUCGACAUGUUAGUUCAAAUUUAAAAUCAUUCGAUUUACCUACAAAUUUUAAAUUUUUUUUUCUCAAAAACGAUAAACAUACUUUGGACAAAGCCAAACAACAAACUCAGAAGUUUUUAAAUAUUAUUUUGGAAGAUGAUCAUUUAAAUGGGAGCGAAGCGAUCUAUACAUUUUUAAGUCCUACUUCCGACCACUUGAAGCAAACUCUACCGUCACCAAAAAAAUCGAAAUUUUCGCUAGCGACGCUGUUUAAAAGCGAUAAUAUUAAAGCGUCUGAACUACAACAAAAAUCAGCAGACACGCUAUGGGGCUUACAACGAGAUGAUGAAGAUAUGUCUACCUAUCUGGAUGGUGAUACGACUACUGAUAGUAAAAUAUGGGCUGAUUUGGAUAGUAAAGACUCUAUAGCUGAGCCAUUAUAUGCUUUAAUGGGUGAAAUUUUUGACAUGGGUGGCGUUUUCAAGUGGUUACGUAAAAGCUUAAUAUCGUUUGUACAAAUCACUUAUGGUAGAACGAUAAAUAGACAAAUUCGUGAAUCCGUUUCUUAUCUUUUCGAAGAAUCUAUGUUGCAUUAUUAUUUUUCAGCUAUUUUAAAGUCAUUUUGGCCGGGUGGUGUAUUGGCCUCAGCCUAUCCAGUGCGGUCCGAUGAUAUGAAAGAAAUGACUACCAAUGCUGCUAAAGCUUUGCUAAUGGAUAAUAUACCCGAAGUUUUAUGCAAUUUGGUCGGUGCUCAGGCUGCCAAAAAGGGUAUACUGAAGGUUUUCGAUGCUCUUCAAAAUCCUACAUACAAUAAACAAUUAUUUUAUGAAUUACUGGAAAUUUUAAUGAUGGAAUUUUUUCCAGAAAUCAAACAAUUAAAAAUGCAAACACGUUUAACGGCAACGAAUAAUAGUACUAGCAGUACCAGUAUUGGACCGUCGAACAAUAAAUUGCAAAGCCAUACGAAUGGCAACAGUCAGCAGUGUGUACAACAGCAAUCAUCACAACAGCAAUAUAAUUAUUCGCACCAUUUACAACAAACGGGAAAAUAAUUUCACAUAGAUGGUGAUAAAUUCUAGGCAAGCACACCAAAAGACACGGAAAGGCUCAAUGUUGUAGUUUUGAUACAAAGGAUUUUCUUCAUUUUUUAAGAGGAAAUAUACAACACUUAAAAGCAACUGAAAGAUUACAAGCAAAUCUUAACUAUUGAAUGUGAUGUUUUUCGAAUUAUAUGUAAACGAUAUUUUUCUCUUAUUUAUCUUCUUUAUUAAUUUAAGAAUUAUGAUUAUGUACUUCUUCUGCUUUUAUUGUAAUAAUCGAUAUGGCCAGUUAAGUAGGAUUUUUUUUUUUUUUUUUUUUUUUUUUUUUUUUUUUUUUUUUUUUUUUACUUUUAAAU
Messenger RNA from Glossina fuscipes, 4061 nucleotides. It is a transcript of the gene snz, whose product is annotated as sorting nexin-25. The transcript is spliced from 11 exons. The coding region runs from base 502 to 3717 and encodes 1071 amino acids. Gene Ontology annotation, cellular component: intracellular membrane-bounded organelle. The record is from RefSeq and is a predicted model, not a curated record. Gene Ontology annotation, molecular function: phosphatidylinositol binding. Lineage: Eukaryota; Metazoa; Arthropoda; Insecta; Diptera; Glossinidae.